GACCAGUCAGUGCUCAUGACAGAACAAACAGAAUUUAUUCCGUAGAUUCAGAGAUCAAUCGAAUAGCCUAAUGCUGAUAGAUUACUAUACCUCAUUGUUUAGCCUCAAGUCAUUUUAGAAGUCAUUGUAGUAGUCUGUACUGUUAGAGUAGAGAGGAAACCAGUUUUCAGUCACGGUGACAAAAGAAAAUGUAUCUCGCCAUACAUACCUGUGGGGCUGACACAGUCCCUCUCACAUUUUGAAGCUGUUGUUAGCCUGUCUACUUUUUUGGGAUUCUUGAAGCAGUUGUUCCUAAGAGGAACUGACUGUACUUCUCUCCCCCUUGGAGGCUUCCAUGAGCAUGUUUCCUUUGUAACUGGAGGCUUUUCUGUUCCCAUCCUGAGACAGAGUUCAACUUAAAAUUAAGUUGCUGCUGCAUGGCUGCAACACGAAGCAAGUCUAAAAUGUAAAGAACAUGUAGCACAAGAUUGAAUCGUUACAAUUGUUGCUUUUAUUUAGCAUUUAUCUGGCAUUCUAUGUAGUCCUACAAUGCGGUCCCACCAGAGAUCCUCGUCACAACAAUUUGACGUUAUUUGCUAUAACAAGCGGCAAAACAAACUAGCAGACUAGUUGGUUAUGUUUCUCACCCUGCCAUGCAAGUACAGUUAGCUAUGACGAUGUUGUUUUCCUUUCUGUUUACGAUGGCCCGAGCAUCGUACGUUUGUGUUUUGUGUCCUUGUCUUUUGCUUGGCAAAACUUUCGAUUGUAAAACACAAAACUCUUAAUCGAAAUCAUGACGUUGUAUGGUCUGCACAUGGCUACGCAUCCCAUAUUUGUAAGCGUCCAAAGACUUGAGUGCUUGGAACGCGGCGAUCGCACAAACACACCGGGAGGAGAUGCCGUCGUACGAGGUGUCAUUUGACUCCUUGUUUUCAGCUGUUGAAAAUUUCACCGUUGCAGCGAGGGAGUUUCACGAGCGCCUAGAAAACGUCAACAGAGCAGACCCUCUGCAGGUACGUGCAAUAAACGACCAGCUCAUGUAUCUGGAGAGGGCCUUUAUAGACCCCUUGGGCUUACCCGGAAGACCAUUCUACAGGCAUGUGGUAUUUGCUCCAAGCAGCCAUAAUAAAUAUGCAGGGGAGUCUUUCCCGGGCAUCUACGAUGCAUUGUUCGACAUUGAGCACUCGGCGGACCAAGAGAAGGCCUGGAAUGAAGUUAAACGACAAAUCAGCAUAGCAGCAUUCACUGUGCAUGCUGCUGCCAUGACGCUUAAACCGCCUGCAUGAUUUGAAUGAACAUUGUAAGUACAAAUGAAUUGAAAUUCAUUUGUACUUACAAUGUAUCUUUGUUCAUCUAUGCCGGCAACUUAUAGCGACAUAAACAAAAUUAAAUGAUCUAUUUCACACCAGGAAGUGUAUAAUAUACCUACAUCCAGUAUUUUUUACAUUUGUUUGGUGGUGUACCUCGAGUUAUUGAACUUUGUAAAAUAUGUCCUCGGCGCAAGGGUUGGCAAAAAUCAUUG
Hippocampus comes (tiger tail seahorse) is the source of this 1501-nucleotide messenger RNA. RefSeq names its product putative N-acetylated-alpha-linked acidic dipeptidase. Gene Ontology annotation, molecular function: carboxypeptidase activity. The transcript is spliced from 4 exons. Bases 876 to 1265 code for a protein of 129 amino acids. Lineage: Eukaryota; Metazoa; Chordata; Actinopteri; Syngnathiformes; Syngnathidae. The record is from RefSeq and is a predicted model, not a curated record.